This is a messenger RNA of Scaptodrosophila lebanonensis, 503 nucleotides long. It is a transcript of the gene Cpr50Cb, whose product is annotated as pro-resilin. Bases 12 to 503 code for a protein of 163 amino acids. The record is from RefSeq and is a predicted model, not a curated record. Gene Ontology annotation, cellular component: extracellular matrix. The transcript is spliced from 4 exons. Lineage: Eukaryota; Metazoa; Arthropoda; Insecta; Diptera; Drosophilidae.
UUAAAACAUUUAUGUUGCUUAGUUUAUCACUUGCUGCCAUUAUCGCCUAUGUCUACGCCCAAGUCGCGCCCGGUUCGAAUGCGUAUUUGCCGCCCACGAAAAAUGGCUACGACUAUCCAGAGCCCAAUACGCCAUUUAAACCAGCGCCUGGUCGACCUGGCCCUGCCCCCGGCCCACGCCCACCAGGCCCCAGAAACCCACCCGGUCAACCUGCCGAUGAUCACGAGCACGUGCCCGGCAUGCCAUAUGACUUUGAGUAUGAGGUGAAGGAUCCCGAGACAGCCAACGACUAUGCGCACAAGGCGUCCAGUGACGGCGAUGUGGUAACCGGGGAGUAUCGCGUGCAGUUGCCCGAUGGACGCACCCAGAUUGUGCGCUACACUGCCGACUGGAAGACAGGGUACCAUGCGGAUGUCAGCUACGAGGGAGAGGCCCAAUUCCCACAAGGACCUGCGGGUGGCGCACGUGGUGGUGGCGGCGGCGGCGGUGGCUACAAUUACUAA